Messenger RNA from Yamadazyma tenuis ATCC 10573, 5403 nucleotides. RefSeq names its product E3 ubiquitin-protein ligase (gene UBR1). Gene Ontology annotation, biological process: ubiquitin-dependent protein catabolic process via the N-end rule pathway. Gene Ontology annotation, molecular function: ubiquitin protein ligase activity; zinc ion binding. Lineage: Eukaryota; Fungi; Ascomycota; Pichiomycetes; Serinales; Debaryomycetaceae. The record is from RefSeq and is a predicted model, not a curated record.
AUGAAACAAGACUCCCUUAGGCGCUUCGUGGUGGAACUCCCGAGCCUCUUGGACUUCGACCGCGUGGACGACAUCAAGACAAACGUUUUUAGGGCCCUUUACUAUGCCAUUUCCAAUGAUGGCCACUACUUGGACCAGUUAUUCCCAAAUAUCUCCCAUGUGGAACUCAUGGAUUUGCUAGAAAAAGAGUAUCCUAUUCAUCCCAAAGGCACUUCCGAGUUCUUUUCUGGCGUCGACCAGGAGCACCAGCCGUAUAGCCAUUCCAAAGGUUCCGCUUGUGCAAGGCCUUUUGAAGAUGGUGAACCGGUUUACCGGUGUGAACUGUGUGGAUUUGAUUCUAGCUGUGUACUAUGUGUUCACUGCUUCAACGAAGACGACCAUGUUGGCCACAACGUGCAAAUGUACAUUGCUAGCGAUAAUAAUGGGAUCUGUGAUUGUGGUGACCCAGAAGCGUUCCCCAGCACUUUGAGAUGCAAAUCCCAGCGCUUUGAAGAGGCGAUUCUCCCGUUGAGUGACGAUUUCCAGGAGGCCGUGGGUGACACCUUGACGGUGGUGCUCGACUAUAUUCUUGACGUGACAAACUUCUCUAUCACGAUGUUGCCGUUUAUUCACGACAACAUUAAUAAGCGACACAGCAUUUUGACGUCGGAGACAUUAUCGCACCGGUCGUCGUUACCGGCUGCCAAGUACGGCGUAGAGGACAAGAACAGCAAGCAGUGGUACUUGGUAUUGUGGAACGAUGAGUACCAUGAUUUUAACCAGGCUAAUAAUGGCAUCAUGUCUGCCACUGGCUACGACCAACAAAAGGCAUACCAGCUCGCCAAGCUCGUGAACCAGGACGGGCGGUGCGUUCUCAAGAAGGCUUCGGAUCCUACCGACCUACUUGAGUCGAUGGAUAAGGUUGAAGCUGGUGGUUUGGUGGCAAGUAUCAUUAGUGCUAGGGACUUCAUGAGAGAGGAAAUCAUUUAUUAUAUGUUUGAAUGGCUCCACGAGGUGUUGAACUUCAACUCAUUUGCCAGGUUCAGAGAAUGUGCCAAGUCGACAAUUGCCAGUUUGCUUUUGGAACCUGACUAUAAGUUUGCCGAAACGUUACCUACAACUUUGAUUGAAGAGCUUUCGAUUGACGUCCCAAGAAGAUGCUACGAGAAUGGUCUUUUAUAUGAGGGUCAGAUUGUCAAUUACGGUCAUACCACCCUCAAGUCCGAUUUCUCCAUCAAAGACCUUUCCAAACCCGUAUACCAGGUGCUUGAUCCUAGCCCUGAUUCUUUAUACAAUUCUAGGGCCCAGCACUUACUACUUUUCUCUCACCGAUUCAAGACCUCCAUCAGAAAGAGGUUUCAGGACAUCAUCGUCCCUCCCAUAGUAACAGCAAUUGUUCUGAAGACGGUGUUUUGCAAGCAGUACAUUCAGUUAUACCCUCAGUUAUUGACUUGUUUGGCAUUUUCUGAUAGAGAAGAGCACUUGAACAUUUGUUCGCAUCUCAGCAGCCAGUUGUUAACAUUCCCAACUUCUUGUCAAAACAUGUUGCAAUCUGAUCAGGUCGGUAACAUCGUGGGUCCGUUGGCACAAAUUAUCGAAGAGCAAGCUUCCAUUUGGAACUACGAGUCUGGAUACCCCAAUUUCUAUGAACCUACUACUACUGAUAAAAGCAAGAGCAGAUCUCUUUAUGAAGCCAUUUCCAGAGGAUUACAUGAUGUUGGUUAUGUAGUGGACGAAACCUUGGCUCCAAAACACUUCCACCGGUUGUUAAAAAGACAGAAUCUUGUUCCAUUAUUGUUGUUACUUCGUAACUUUCAAGGGUUUUGGACCAUAGAAAGAAAGUAUGGUGAACAUGUUGAGCGAGAGAUCUUGGAUUUUGUGGUUCACUUGCAGUAUUCCAUUCCAGUACUUAAAUUUGCUAAGUUAGUGGCUGAGGCCCCGGUGAAAGACCAGGAUUUAAUAUUGUCAGUUGCCGAAUUGGUAACCAACUUCUUGUUCUUGAGAAAAAUUGACCAGAAAGCUUUGGGAAUAGCCGACUUCAAAGUAAGCAAAGAAGCGGUUUCAUUCGUUCAUCCACUUAAUUCGUUCUUGUCAUUCUUCUUCCAAAGCCAUGAUACUGAAGUGUUUAUUGACUUCUGGAAGAACCUUAGUCGUCCUUUUAUGUCCAUUGCCGAUAUUUCCUUGAGAAGUAUAGUUUUAGGGUCUCAAGUCAAGGUAGGAUUUUGGAUCAGAAAUGGAAUUUCUGUUUCAAGGCAAGCCUCAUUGUAUAUCGACAGUGUAAUGGCUGACUGUGCUUACUUUAGAGACAUCCAUUUGAAUCAAAUUGCAGCUGUUAUAGACGAUGAAGGCUCUACCUUGUAUAAUUUUUUGGACAGAUGGGAACUUUUCUCUUGGUUUGUGGGUGAUGUUGGAUUUAACGAGACUGUCUAUGAAGAUAGAUUCAGUGCCAUUGUGGAAAAGUUUGUCAUAUUUCUCUACAAUUUAAUCGUUGACAGGACUCCAUUCUUGAACUUAACCAGAAACCAAAGAACUGAACGCACGGUAAAGAGAAUGAUGUGCUAUUCUUUGAGUGAGGCCCCUAAGUCGUAUUCUAAGAUCAAAGAGCGUAUUGAUCCAGAGAUUAACUCUCAUAAGAACUUUGAUGAAUGGCUUGAAGAAUGUGCCGAGUACCAGUCCCCAAGCAGUUUGGUUGACUCGGGAAUGUACCGUUUAAAACCAGAGUUGUACUUGACCUUGGAUCCUUAUAGUGUUUACUUGGAUUCGAGUAGAUCACAAGAGGUUUCGGAUAUCAUUCUCAAAAUAAUUGCUAAGUCUCCCGAAAUCAUGGAAAGAAAUGUUAUCAAACCAAACAUUAUAUACUCAGGAAACCAUUACGUUGAUGAUCGUAUUGCAAGAUUUACCAAAACCAACUACUUUGCAAAAUUGGUCUACAAGCUUUUGAAGGUUGCAAUUGAGAAUAAAGAUGAAACUUACUUGGCACCCUUGCUUCACUUAUUUCAUGCCGUGUUGUUAGAUGGUGAACAUGAAGAUUCUCAAAGUGGAGUCGUUGACUGCUUUGUAGAUAUUCCAAUUGGUGAUUUGUUGAUGUCUAUUACUGAAUCAACUUUGUCCAAGCAUUUGGUUGCGAAAGCAGAUUACUUAUUAAACAUGCUUAUAACAAAGGAUCAAAGGGUAGUAGACUCCUUGGUGAAUUGCUUUGGCAAAGAGCAUAUUGAUAAUUAUAUCAAGAAGAAAUCAGGAAGCAUCGAAUCUGUCAAAAAUAAGAGUAAAAGAUUAGCUUCCCAAAGAGCUGCCAAAGUAAUGAAAAAGUUUGCGAUGCAAAGAAAGAAAUUCCUUGAUCAAAACUCAGAUUUGAACUUUGAGAACUUAAAACCAGAACCAGAAACAAAUAUUGAAUUAAGAAAUUGUGUGUUAUGUGGUGAUCGUGAGUCGACGGAUGAAAUCUUUGGUAUCUUAGGUAACACUCUUAACUCAUCUAUUUUGUGGAAGAUACCUCCUGAUGACCCUACUGCUAUCAAGGCAGCAUUCACAAGGUAUGAUGAUGCAGAUAAAUCUGAUGAUGCUGUUUAUGGAACGGGAUUCAGAUACCCAAAAGGACCUCUUUCCCCUGGUAAUCCAAGUGAGUACAGAACUUUGAAUAGUAAGAAGUACGAUGCUUUUGUUGCUUCAAGUUGCAGCCACGGGAUGCAUUACACUUGUUUUAAACGUUUGAGUGGACGGAGCAGUAUAUUCCCUUGCCCUUUGUGCCAUACCAUACAAAACAUUUUUAUUCCCAGCUUCUUACCUCCUUCACAAAAGUCUGGAUUGACCAUUGACGAGUUGAACAGUGAACCUAUCGUCAACAAAUAUAACCAGAUAUUAAAUUCCAGCAGUGAGAAUAAAAGCAGCCUUCUUAUCGAGAGAUUUUUUAAUGAGAAGUUCACAGAACUGUCUUACUUGGCCCUCAGAAGAAAUCUUGAAGCAUUUUCAGAGGAUUUCAACCUCAAAUUGAAGAAGGGCAAUUUCUUGGCCGGCCUGAAUCAGAAAAUCGAGUACAUCAACACCCUUUGCAAACUUUCAACCUUGGUAGCAGAUACCAUCAGAAUGAACGAAAUAACAACCCGAUUGAAUGGCAAAGAAGGAUAUGCCAAUUUUGUUGAAGCUAUUCCUGCUACAACGAAGACAUUGCUCAAAUCUUUGAUUCAGUGUAGAGCUUUGUUGUACGAGCUUCGUGAAAUGCCAAAUUUGUUGGGUAGCAGCUCUGACUUACAACAGUGCAUCGAGAAGUUCUGGUCCUCAGAAUACUUGAUAGACGGUGUCUUCAAUGAAGUGGUAAUGUUGUUUUUCCAAACAGAUGAAUCCUUCAGGACUUUAGCAUAUGUUGGGUUCAUCAAGAUGUUCACUCUUUGUUUCUAUUCCGUUGCCUUAAGAUGCAAGAGUCUGUUCUUUUUGAACCAAAUCAAAGAGAUUUCUCGCAUUAGUCUUGAUGACGAUCUUGUACGUGGUUUGGAUGUGAUAUUCGAUCGUGGCAGGUCUUUGGUAAUUGAGUACGCUGUGGAAGAGAAGAAGGCUGAUUUUUUAACAUCCAUAUACCAUGCAGUUGAGAAGUGUAUGGUUCCAUUUUUGAAGCAGUUGAUAAUCUUUAAAGAUGUGUUGACUUCCACCAAUGAAGGAGACAACAACCACAUUAGUAUACCUGAUAUUCAGGACCUCCCAGGUGAAAUAAGGGCCCAAGGACGCCUUGAUUGCGUCGAUGCCUUGUGUCAAAAUCUACAACUUCCGACCUUGAAAGAACUUGUAGGCCUCAUCUCCAAAGAUGAAGGCUUCGAGUUUAAAACUUUUGAUGUGAUCCUCAAUGCCAAAAUUCCAAAAUACUUUGAAUCAGGCGUAUUGACUCUUGAUUUCCCGGGAACAGUUAAGUUGAUCGACUUACCUAAAGACUACAUUUCAUGUAUUCUUAACCACAAUAAGAAAGGAAGAAGUGGCACGUACGAUAACUAUAUCUGUCUCCAUUGUGGGGCUCAACUUUCUACUAACAGGUACUAUAAACACACUAGGAAAUGCUCCAGUAGCACCUGUGUGUUUUUCCAUCCUUCUAAGAACAAUAUCAGAGUUGUGACCCAUGUUGGAGGCGGGCAAGUGACAUUAUUGAUGCCUGGACCGUAUCUUACCGCUCAUGGUGAAGUCAAAAACCCUGUAAGUACCGAAAAAGCCACUCUUAAUCAGUUUCGAUAUAAUGAGUUGAAUAAACUGUGGUUGAACCAAGGUCUCUACAGCUUUGUGACCAGAACUUUAUACGGUUCAAGGCAAACCAAUGUCGAAGGUGUUUUUGUGCCUCCAACUACUGGUGUGAAUAAUUUGAAUUUUGCAAACGCAGAAACAAAUCUUGAUGAGGAAAGCAGCGAAGACGAAUACGAAGAUUUCUUUGCUCCUUUCGCUUGGUAG